Nestor notabilis (Kea) is the source of this 2028-nucleotide messenger RNA. Its product is annotated as nucleolar RNA helicase 2-like. Gene Ontology annotation, molecular function: ATP binding; RNA binding; helicase activity. The transcript has 14 exons. Lineage: Eukaryota; Metazoa; Chordata; Aves; Psittaciformes; Psittacidae. The record is from RefSeq and is a predicted model, not a curated record. The annotation marks the transcript as partial.
AAGGAGAAAAAAGAGAAGAAAUCUAAACGCCAUGACAAAUCUCGGAGGAGAAAGACUCAGAUGGAUGAAAGUGAGCAGUCGGAGGAUGACAUUGAUCCCCCGAAACUCAAGAAAUCAAGGAGUGGAGUUAAACAAAACGGUCAUACAAGAGACGAAAGCCCAGAGAAUGCGAAAUUAUCUUCCUUAAACAAUAAAUCCAGUCACAAAAAACGGCACAGUAAUUCAAGUGAAACAUCAAGUGGUGAUGGUGACAGUGAACCAGAGCAGGAGCUGACUGAAGAACAGAAAGAGGGUGCUUUCUCCAAUUUUUCUAUUUCCAAAGGGACUGUGCAGCUUCUUCAAGCUCGAGGAGUGACCUACCUGUUCCCUGUGCAAGUGAAGACCUUCAACCCAGUAUAUUCUGGCAAAGACGUAAUUGCUCAAGCACGAACUGGAACAGGGAAAACCUUCUCUUUUGCUAUUCCCUUAAUUGAAAAGCUUCAGGGAGACUCACAGGAAAGAAGAAGAGGCCGUUCACCAAAGGUACUAGUUCUUUGCCCAACAAGAGAGUUGGCAAACCAGGUUGCCAAAGAUUUCAAGGACAUCACAAAAAAGCUAACAGUAGCUUGUUUUUAUGGAGGAACUCCAUACAAUGGACAAAUUGAUCUCAUGAGAAGUGGCAUUGACAUUUUGGUUGGGACACCUGGUCGAAUCAAAGACCAUCUUCAGAAUGGCAAGCUGGACCUUACCAAGGUGAAACAUGUUGUACUCGAUGAAGUUGACCAGAUGCUGGACAUGGGAUUUGCUGAGCAAGUGGAAGACAUUUUACGCGUUGCGUACAAGAAGGAUUCUGAAGACAAUCCCCAGACACUACUGUUUUCUGCAACUUGCCCACAUUGGGUGUAUGAUGUAGCUAAGAAAUACAUGAAGUCUAGAUAUGAACAGAUUGACCUUAUUGGGAAAAGAACUCAAAAGGCUGCUACAACAGUAGAACAUUUGGCAAUAGAGUGUCACUGGUCUCAGAGAGCUGCUGUUAUUGGAGAUGUCAUUCAGGUCUACAGUGGCAGCUACGGGAGGACCAUUGUCUUUUGUGAGACCAAAAAAGAGGCAAAUGAACUGGCUCUGAAUGCUUCGAUCAAACAGGAUUGCCAGUCGUUGCAUGGUGACAUUCCUCAGAAGCAAAGAGAGAUCACACUGAAAGGUUUUAGAAAUGGUACAUUUAAAGUUCUGGUUGCAACGAACGUAGCUGCCCGUGGCUUAGAUAUCCCUGAAGUUGACCUGGUUGUACAAAGCUCACCACCAAAGGAUGUGGAGUCCUAUAUCCAUCGCUCUGGACGCACAGGUCGAGCUGGACGGACUGGGAUCUGUAUCUGUUUUUAUCAGCGAAAGGAAGAACAUCAGUUAAGAUAUGUGGAACAGAAAGCGGGCAUUACGUUCAAGCGUGUUGGUGUUCCUACUGCAACUGAUAUAAUAAAGGCUUCCAGCAAAGAUGCCAUCAGGUGUCUGGAUUCUGUUCCUCAAACUGCUAUUGAGUAUUUCAAAGAAUCUGCUCGGUUUCUAAUAGAAGAAAAGGGACCAGUUAAUGCUCUGGCUGCAGCACUAGCUCAUAUUUCAGGUGCUACUUCCAUUGAACAGCGCUCCUUGCUGAACUCGGAUGCGGGAUUUGUUACAAUGAUACUAAGCUGCUCGGAAGAAAUAAACAAUAUGAGCUAUGCUUGGCGAAAACUGCGAGAACUGUUAGGUGACGAUGUUGAUAGGAAGGUGAACAGAAUGUGUUUCCUCAAGGGAAAAAUGGGUGUGUGCUUUGAUAUUCCUGCAGCAGACCAAAAGGAAAUAGAGGCAAAAUGGGAAGAUUCAAAACAAUGGCGUUUGUGCGUGGCGACUGAAUUACCUGAGUUAGUAGAAUCACAGCGAGGAGGAGGAGGAGGAGGUGGAGGAAAUGGCCGAAGCUUCUCAAGCUCCAGAAACGGGCGUCGGGGUGGUUCUGGUAGAAACAGAUUCAGAAGCAGAGGCCAGAAAAGAAGUUUUGACAGAGCAUUUGAUCGUUAA